AUGGAGAAGUUACGAUCCUGGUUUUCUUGGCGAAGGCAGCGCCCGACCAGCGACAAUUCACGAAACCAUCAAGCGCAGGCUCCGAGCCACGACCACAGGGUGCUAAGCGGCGAGGCAGACACCAGGCCAUCAGCUUUGAACGCUCCGGAUCAGCCCUUCCCAGACGGGGUGGAAAUUCUGCACGACUGCCAUGACGCCCACGUCGACAUCUGCUUCGUUCACGGUUUAACAGGAAAUCGCAACAGCACCUGGACUGCCAAAGGGCAGCCCGCACCCUGGCCGAAAACGCUCCUGCCGCCGAGGCUCAGCAAGGCUCGCAUAAUUACGUACGGGUACGACGCGUACAUUGUGCGGAAGUCGGUCGCAUCGACAAACGGGCUGACCGAUCAUGCCAAGAACCUGUUGAACGACGUGACAACCAACAGAGCCGGAUCAAAUGCAUCCUCCUCUCGACCGCUAAUCUUUGUCGCUCACAGCCUCGGCGGCCUCAUCUGCAAGGAAGCCAUUCUGCUCUCCCGAAACAACCCCGAGGCCCAUCUCCGAGGCAUAUUUGAUUGCACCAAGGGCAUUAUAUUCAUGGGCACUCCGCACAGGGGAUCCUGGAUGGCAGACUGGGCUAAGAUACCCGCUUAUACUCUUGGGGUUGUAAAGUCCACCAACAAGUCUCUUUUGAAGGUUCUAGAGACCGACGACAAGUACCUGCAAUCCGUUCAAGAUCGGUUUUGGUCUAUGAUACGGGAACAGCAGAAGGCCGGCUGUGAUAUUGAGGUUACAUGCUUCUUUGAAGAGCUUCCUUUGUCUGCGGUCGGGGAAGUCGUCCCCAGGGCCUCGGCCACUCUUGAAGGUUACAAUGCAAUUAGCAUUCACGCUAACCAUAGCGACAUGGUGAAGUUUGGUUCCGCAGAUGACAAUGGAUUUAAAAGGCUGCUUGGCGAGCUGGUCAGAUGGGAGCCACAAGUCGGGAAAUCAGCAACCCGUCAACUACCACUAUCGACGAAAGAAUCCCGGCUUGAGAAGCCGGUCAGCUCGUCUUUUAUUAACUACGGGUCUGGUGACAUGCUUAACGCUCCUGGGGGAACAGUAACAAAGAGCAAUUUUGCUGGCGCCUCUUUCCCUGGGCCUGUAAGUUUUGGCAACAGUCAGACCUGA
This is a messenger RNA of Pochonia chlamydosporia 170, 1149 nucleotides long. RefSeq names its product SesB protein. Lineage: Eukaryota; Fungi; Ascomycota; Sordariomycetes; Hypocreales; Clavicipitaceae. Bases 1 to 1149 code for a protein of 382 amino acids. The record is from RefSeq and is a predicted model, not a curated record. The transcript has a single exon.